This is a messenger RNA of Drosophila elegans, 2310 nucleotides long. RefSeq lists its product as uncharacterized. NCBI's taxonomy places the organism in Eukaryota, Metazoa, Arthropoda, Insecta, Diptera, Drosophilidae. The transcript is spliced from 2 exons. The record is from RefSeq and is a predicted model, not a curated record. The coding region runs from base 643 to 2061 and encodes 472 amino acids.
UUGCUCCGCUUGGGCCUCGCAUUUUCGGUUCAGCUGCGGGCGAGUUCGGAGGUGUCUACUAGGUGUCUAGCUAAAGGAUACUUCUUCAAAAAUAUCACCGGGUUGCUUGAAAAGCUAUAACUGCACUAAGGAAAAUAAUAAAAGACCUAAAAAGGCAUUGAAGACGGCGGAUUAGUGUCUCAGCCUUCAGUUUUCGGCAAAAAAAAUUGCGUAAAGAAAGUGCUUAACCAAUCAUUUGAAAUUCAAUUGUAAAAAAAUAUUCCCUUGCAAUCUUAAAGAUAAACACUUACAAUAGGAUUGCAAAAUCUAACAUAAAAAAAAUGCUCGUGUCUUCAGAUCUUGGAGAAAGUGUUUUCCUGCCACUGCAAGAAUUUCAAAGAUAAUUUGGAGAAAAAGGUUUUCUUCGCAGUCUAAAAAAAGAAAAACAACAAAUCUGAUUUAUUGAAAAUCAAGAACUCAAAAAGUUCCAAGUGGUUAAAGGCUCAGAAUAAGAAAUCUGAACUCUACGAAAAGAAUAACCCUGUGGAUUGCAUGUAAAACUAUACACCUAUAUAGUACAUCUGAGUUUUUGUGUUGCGGACUGGAGAAAGUGUACUUAGAGAAUUUCUCGAGAAAACCACUUUUCAUGUUGGCUAAACCACAAUGUCGGGAUAUGUGAGCCGGGAUUUGCAUUGGCUGCACUUUCUGCUGGCCAUGUGGGCUGUGCUGCAGGUGACCCACUGCCAGCCGUAUCAGUUGCCGCUGCAACGCUGCUCCAACCGCCUGGAGAAUGCCCUGGAGCACAUGCGACGCCGCAGUGUCCAGACCAAGAGCUCCUCCUCCACCUCCUCCUCCUCCGGACGAGCCAUGUGGGAACCACCGCCGCAGAGUCCCUACCAGUUGUACCACAGUUUCUAUGGCCAGCACAGCGAACCGGAGGAGGACUUCUACAAUGUAGGCGGUGGUGGUGGCUACCACACGGGGCGUGGCUACCAUGCCAAGUUGCUGCAUAAAAACGGGCAGGCCUAUCCCUUUGCCGGUGCCAGUGGUGGUGGUAGAGGAGCCCUGGAACUGGAGGAUCUGCUGGCUGUCAACAGGCAGCCCCACAAACUGGGGGCCAUUUCGCGGGUGGAUGUGGAGGACCUCAAGGUGCGAGUGCCGCCGGCAAAGUCGGCCAGUCGCUGGGUGGAGAUCGACAAGUGCAAGUUCAGCACGGAGAACUCCACACUGGACACCAGGCUGAUCUUUCCGGACCUCACUCUCAGCGGAAAGGUGGUGAUGCAGCCGAUGGGCGGCAAGUGUCACAUGAUUCUGCGACUACGACACGCGGGCAUUGAGUUUCGCACUGUUCCCCUGGGCUACGAUUCUGGUGCCUCGGCCUAUGAGCAAUCCCGCAGAUUGGGAGCCGCCUCGGUGCGCACGGAUUCGCACUUCGCAGAGCCCGGUUUUAUAUCCGUGUUUGCCCAUGGCUGCCAGGGACCCACUGGGAUACGCCUGCGUCAGAGUUCCAAGCGGAGAUUUGGCACCGGCACUCCGGAUGUGGAGCUAGGUGAACCGCAUGUUAUACUGGGUAGCAAAAGAACCCAGAGAUGGGGCAAGUAUCACAAUCAGGAGGGCUACGACAUCCGUCUGGGGCAGAAGAGUCCGCAGCGGGAUAUGGAUCCUGCGCUGGAGCUGGGCGGCGAUAGCCAGGACCAGGAUUCGGCUGAGUUCAUCGAUGUCCAUGGCGACAACUUCUACCGGCGGCAGUUUAGCAAGAAGAGGAGACGCCGCCGGCGUCGUUUUGCCCGGGAAGACUUCCAGGACCAGAUGAACUUCAGCGAGGAUGUGCUGCACUUCGAGGAUGAGCAACUGCAGCAGCUGGUGGAGCCGGAUGCCCGGGCCUUUGCGGAUAUCUUUGGCGGAUCGAGUCCCAGCGGAGACCGCGAGGAGCUGGUGGGCGAGGCCAUGUCCCACGAGCUGGAGAAGCUGUUCUCCAUGGGAGUGAGGGGUCUGCUUACCACCUACAUGCAGAGGGCUCUCCAGCCGGCCAUCAAGGAGACCCUGAUGGAGAACAUGGGCUAUACCUUGAGUUAUGGCUAAAAGAGGCACUCACUUUUAAGGUCUCCUAGUUUUUAAAACCCCCUCUAUUUAUGUCGGAUGCUGCAGAAAUAAAAGCUAAGCUUUAAGCGAUUCUUAACAAUUUCUCUCUUUUAUGAGAAAGGAAACCCUGAUGGAGAACAUGGGCUUUACCUAAAGUUAAGGCCUAUACCUUUUAAAGUCUCUUAGUCUUUUAAAUCCCCUCUAUUUAUUGUCUGAUGCAGCUGAAAUAAAAGCUAGGCUUUAAGAGAA